GCCAGCCGUUGGCGCUCCAGAACGAGCACGAGUUUGUAAUCCAUAGGUGUUAUCCAAUGCUCUGGGAACACUGCCAGCAGUUGGUCGUCUCGUCAGUCGUUUUUGGAGGAUAUAAACUGCCCCGCGAGGUCCCUCAACCGCUCUUCACGCCCUUUCCACAACAUUCCCCCCUCCACCCUUGCCAGCACCGACUCUGCCAAGCCCCGCCCAUCAUCCCGCACUCGCCCCCCUUAGCCAUGCCCCGCGGAGCCGUCAUAGCCCUCGCCCACGGCGGCGGCCCCAUGCCGCUGCUGGGCGACCCAGAGUCGGCCCAGAUGAUCAAGUCGAUGCGCGAGCGCGUGCCCGAGAUCCUGCGCCUCGACGACCCGGACCCGGCCCGCCGCCCGGCCGCCAUCGUGCUCGUGACCGCCCACUGGGUUGCGCCCUCGGGCCUGACCUUCCCGUCCAUCACGUCGGGCGCCAGCCCGGACCUCAUCUUCGACUACUACAACUUCCCGCCCGAGUCGUACGAGUACAAGUACCCGGCCCCGGGCGCGCCCGACCUCGCCGCCCGCCUGGCCGAGCUCGCGCGGGACCAGGGGCUUUCGCCAUCGCUGCACCCGGACCGGGGCUACGACCACGGCGUCUUCGUGCCGCUGCUGCUGGCGCGCCCAGCCGCCGACGUGCCCGUGCUGCAGGUGUCGGUCAUGCAGGGCGACGACGCGCGCGCCCACUUCGCGCUGGGCCGCGCCCUCGCCGCGCUGCGCGAGGAGCGCAACGUGGCCGUCGUGGGGAGCGGCUUCGCGUCCUUCCACAACCUGCGCGACAUGCUUGCCGGCAAGACGGCCGGGGGCGACGCGGAAUUUAUGCGCCUGCACAGGGCCUGGAACGCCGCCAUGACCGACGCCGUCGUUACCGAGGCGGUCGGGGAGAGGGAGGACAAGUUCGCGGGCUGGCGCGACUGGCCGCACGCCUACGCCAGCCACCCGGCCAACGGGGCCGAGCACUUCAUGCCGCUGGCCGUCUGCGCGGGCGCUGCGGGGGACGGGGUGGCCAAGUCGUACGUUGACGAGUACAUUGGGCUGGAGAUUCACUCGUACUAUUGGGACUGAGUACUGUGUGGACGAAGUUUGUGCAUAAAGAUAACGUGAAUAUUCGUGUGCUCAUUGCGCCCGAGCGAGGGCGGUGUAAAAAGCGGAAGGAAAGGAAAGAACCCAUGACGCGAACUGCGCUUCUUUGCUUGGGAGCUCCAACAACGUGCAUAGAUAGAACAAAGAAAGAAACACCGAGAAAAAACACCCAACUCUCCGUCAAAUACCGUCAUAACAGCGCUCGCCAAACCACCCCUACAGCCCAUCCCUAUGGACG
Gaeumannomyces tritici R3-111a-1 is the source of this 1347-nucleotide messenger RNA. Its product is annotated as extradiol ring-cleavage dioxygenase. The transcript has a single exon. The coding region runs from base 57 to 1091 and encodes 344 amino acids. Lineage: Eukaryota; Fungi; Ascomycota; Sordariomycetes; Magnaporthales; Magnaporthaceae. Gene Ontology annotation, molecular function: zinc ion binding; ferrous iron binding; oxidoreductase activity, acting on single donors with incorporation of molecular oxygen. The record is from RefSeq and is a predicted model, not a curated record.